Messenger RNA from Syzygium oleosum, 960 nucleotides. RefSeq names its product receptor-like protein 9DC3. The transcript has a single exon. The record is from RefSeq and is a predicted model, not a curated record. Bases 1 to 960 code for a protein of 319 amino acids. Gene Ontology annotation, molecular function: protein binding. NCBI's taxonomy places the organism in Eukaryota, Viridiplantae, Streptophyta, Magnoliopsida, Myrtales, Myrtaceae.
AUGGAACUCCCUACUCCACCUCCAUCAGUGACUUAUUACAACAUCCUCUUCGGAGAAAUUCAAUCUAUUUGUAGAGCAAGAUCCCUCUUUGUUCUUGAUUUGUCCAACAAUAGUUUGAAUGGCACAAUUCCUUCUUGUCUAGGAAAUAUCGAUUCUUUGUCAAUUUUGGAUCUUGGGAAAAAUAAACUUGAGGGCACGAUUCCUCAUGCUUACCCAAAAGGUUGUGCGUUGAUAUUGAUUGACCUCACAAAGAAUCGAUUGCAAGAGCCUAUCCCAAGAUCUUUGGUGAAUUAUACAAUGCUAGAGUAUUUGAACCUUGGUUACAAUCAAAUUCUCGAUGGGUUCCCUCCAUGGCUAUCUGAAUUGACCAAGCUGAAAGCUAUUAUCUUGAAAUCCAAUAAGUUACAUGGUCCAAUAAAAACAUAUCGAAGCCAAUUUAACUUCAGCAAUUUGCAUAUCAUGGACCUUUCCAAUAAUAGUUUCAAUAGUGAACUUCCUUCCAAGUUGUUGAAGAGUUUCCAUGCCAUGGAAGUGGUUGUUAGUCAAGAUCAAUUGGAAUAUAUGAAUACUUUUGAAGUGAUCCCUUCGUCCUUGUCUACAGUUGCUAGAUCUUUAUAUUAUGAGAUGAAGUUGACAAAUAAAGGAACGGAAAGGGAAUACUUGAAAGUUCCAUUUGCGCUUAUGCAAAUUGACCUCUCCGAUAACAAAUUCAAAGGACACAUACCUGAUCUCAUUGGAGAUUUGAAGUCACUUGUUUUGCUUAACCUUUCAAACAAUAUUCUCUCCGGUUCCAUCCCACCUUCCUUAGCAAAUUUGACAAAGCUCGAAUCUCUAGAUCUUUCUCAAAACAAGCUCUCCGAAGAGAUCCCUCAACAGCUAGCUCAACUUACAUUUCUUUCAUCCUUCAAUGUCUCCCAUAAUCAACUAUCGGGACCAAUACCACGAGGAAGUCAGUUUUAA